AUGGAUUCAGAUAAUGAUUCAGGCAAUUCGAACGACGCUCCAGUCCCCCGUCGCUGUACACGAGGUACUCGUGCGCCACCUUCGACUUUACCACGUCUAUCAGUAGGAAAUCAGAACAAAAACAAAACUUCCAACGAUCACAGUUACCAUCCAAAUGAAGAAGACAGACCAUAUUCCGACGAUGAUGAAGACGAUGACGAUGAUGAAGAUCAACACCAAUCAUCGUAUCGUGGUCGCGGUCGACCAUCCCAACAACAAAGUUUAAUGGAUAGUUCCUAUGAUGACGGAAAUGAUCAUCAUAAUUUACCAAGAUAUACAGGUCCUUUACGAGAACAAGAUCGAUUCUUACCAAUUGCAAAUAUUGCUAAAAUCAUGAAAAAAGGUGUUCCAGACAAAGNUAAUUGA
Molecule: messenger RNA, 405 nt
Organism: Adineta ricciae
Lineage: Eukaryota; Metazoa; Rotifera; Eurotatoria; Adinetida; Adinetidae
Source: the annotation of a GenBank genome assembly